ACACUUUUUUACGUGGAGGCGGCCAUUGACUCUCGUGAAAUCUUGCGAGUUGCGAGAAAACACGGAAACGAAAAUACAGGUGAUCAGACAAAGCAAGAUCGUCAAAGGAAGAAUCAAUUUUCGGUAGCAUGCAUAUGCAGUGAGAUUUUAAAUUGUGCAACUUACAUUUCCUGGGGCAAAUGGCAGUAAAAAGCUGUAGGAGGCUGUGAGCAUGUAAUUUCUGUACCUUACUACCUUUCGUUGGAACACAUAAAUAGAGUUUUAUAAUGUGACAAGUUGUAUACCAGUUGUACAGUGUGUUAUUUAAUGGAGUAAAUUGUGAGAAAAUUUUGUUAAGAAAAUAAUGCCAGGAACAGCGGCUGGGUCUGCCCAGCAUGGGCCGGGUCAUAUACGUAAUGCACAUAAACCAAUGGCCCCUGUUCCUCCAAGUGGUCAGGGUGCAUCUAGUAACACAAGAUCAGGAAGUUCUAGCUCAGGGAAUUAUCCAGACGUAACAGCUGGUAUUGCUGAUAUUUAUGAGCCAGGUAAUACAAGUCAAACAAACUUAAUAGAACCAGAAUCGGUUGUUCCAGAUUAUCCUAUGGAUUCUUUACCUCGACCUGUCAGCACAAGAUCACUACCAAAUCAAGACAAUGUAUCUAUGAAUCAGAAUUUGGACCCCAACAGGAAUAUACCUAGGACCAGUCACAGGAUUAGUGAACCUGGUCAAACUGUUGUUGCUGCUUCCAGUCUUUCUUCCAGUACUGGUAAUUUACAAGUACCAGUUCACAUUCCAGUAAGUACUGUACCAGGGAGAAUACCUGCAGAGGUUCCAUCCCAGGUGUAUUCCAUGGCACAUUCUUCCCAUUCUCUUACACCACCUGUAGUGUCUCAGUCUAGUGUGAAUGUAAAUGUCAGCCAUGCACAUGCACAGCCAGUGCCUUUAUCUGGUGACCCUAGACAAAUUCGAACUCAAGACAUAAAUGUUGGAAUAGUUUCGCGUCUUGACCAUCAAAGACAGGGUGGCAACAUCUUACCUGAUCUUGUUGCACAUUCUCAACCUCCUCCUCCAUCACGUCAGACCUCUAGUUCUCAGCGACCACAAGUGCCUUUAGACCCAAGAAUUGCUCAAGGUCAUAGGUAUACAGAACAGCAUUCUAGACAUCGACAUCGUGACCGCCGACAACAAGGUCGUUCACGACGUCAUUCUCAUCGGCAUAGCCAACAAAUGAGUGAAGAGCCUUGUAAGGAAUCCUGUUAUAAAUGCCUUGCAGUAGGGACAUCAUUUCGUUGGAUAUUAGUGGUAUUGUCUUUACUUGGUGUAUGCUGUGUAGUUACAGGCAUAGUACUUGCUGCCCUUCAUGCUGCAGGAAACUCCUUCCUCUUCCUAGCCAUUAUGUUUAUAGGUCUUGGUGUUCUUCUAGUGGUUGUUGUAGGAGUUGGAUGGAAGUGUACACCAAGAGGUCAUGAACCAUUACAUGCACUCUUUAACCUUGGUGAUUUUCGGCACAACAGAAGAUCAAGACGACAACGUCACCACAGGAGGGAUGGAAGAUGGCAUGGUGGUUCAAUGUAUCCAGAGUUUCAGUACCGUCGUCCACCACCAUCAUAUAAUGCAUCAAUGCAGGAGUAUCAGCAUCAGUUAAUGGUAGCCCAGCAAAAUCCAACCCCUGAUAUAUAUGAUCCUGAAAACAUUCCUGAUGAAGAUUAUAGUCUACCUAGUUCCCCUCCUCCUUCAUAUCGUUCACGUGCCAGUACUGUUCGUGCAGGGAUACAAAUUACAUUUCCACCUAAUCAGGGCGGUGACUACCCAGACUCUAGACCGCCAACCUAUAGAUCACACCCUAGUAACACUCUUCAAGGACGUCACUCACGACCUUCAUUGUCUAGGGAUGAUGAUGAUGAUAUAGAAAAUGCUGCACCUGCAGAUGUUGCAUUUACUGGUUCAGCAGUUAUUGUUGACACAAACGCUACUUCCAAUGCUACAAAUAUCCAAAUAUCUCCGUCUCUUGUUUCCAAUCAAAAUGUGACAGUGUCUGUGACCACAGUUUCAGUAACAACUUCUCCUGCCACUCAAUCAGCACAAUUACCUCCUGAACAAGGACAGUCGUCCGCCUCGCCAAGUGAGGCUGUAGACAUUGUAGAUCCUGUUGGUGAAGGUGAAGCAGAUAGAGUAGAAACAGCACUUUAAUGAUGGUUUAUAUCUAGUGAUGAUAUAGUGCAUUAAUUAUACGUAAUCAAACAUAAUGUAUGAUAGCAUUAACCUUCACAUUGUAUCAGUGUGAUUCACAUGUUAUAUAGGGUAAAUAUGGUUGAACCUCUGAGUGUACAUGUGUAUCUUCUUGUUAAUAGUGAUAAUAUUACAGAAAAAUGUAUAAGGUCUUUACAUUUUUAAGUCUUUAAUCAUCAGUUUUAUGAUAAGCAAAUUUAUUGAACAAGUAUAAACAUUACUGUUAAAGAUUUUUUUUUUAAGGUUGCAUUUGUUUUGAAGUUUGUUUUAAAUUUCUUCUCUGAUUUUACUUUGCAAAAUUACAUUAUUGCUAAUUAAUUAUUGUUUAAGGUGUAACUAAUUAUUUAACAUUCCUAUUUUAUCUUUUUUGACGGAUACAGUAUUUUGAGUUUUAAAAUUUGAUCUGAAAUUAUUGCAUUUAGUUUGAAUAAUUGAACAUGACAUUGUGUUCAAAACUGUUUGCCUGUUGUUCAUAUCCAUAUCCACUUAAUGUGCUUUUAUGUUUAAAACAUGGUGUCAGUGUAAGUCUAGUGUUUGUUUUGGAUGUUGUAAAUAUGUUAUGUUUGUUAUUUGCUGAUCAUUAAAAUGUAGCCUUUCACCAGGAAAAAUAUUCUAUAGCAAGGUUUUAUUACAUGUAUAUUAUAUUAAAGUAUAUAAAAAUUGGCAAUCAAUUAUAAUUCUAGAACUGAAGCAACGGGGUUGAAGCCUACAUUUUCAAUGGGCUGAAAAAUGGAUAUUUUUAUGAUUUGUUUGCAGUUGUUACAUUAUAAACGAAAUUUGAAAGUUAAAAAACAAUGUCAUUUGUUUUUAAUCUAAACUGAUGGGU
Molecule: messenger RNA, 3035 nt
Organism: Ruditapes philippinarum (Manila clam)
Lineage: Eukaryota; Metazoa; Mollusca; Bivalvia; Venerida; Veneridae
Exons: 4
Coding region: 344-2170 (608 amino acids)
Source: RefSeq, a predicted model, not a curated record